UUCGGAUGGGCCUCUGCAACUAGGCAACGGUUUCCAUGACGAACAGAAUCAACUCGCAGGCGGCGGUAGAGGAAGAAGUACUGUACAAGAGACUAGGCCAUGGUGGAGUGUGAAUGGUGGGGGAGUUGUGGAAGAAGACAACCUCAUCCUUAAUGGCCCUAUCGCCCUCGCCAUCGUUAAUGGCGACGCUGAAGCGUUGAAGAUUCAAAUAGAACAGGUGAGAGCUUGUAUGGUGGCAAGCCAGUUAUCCAAAUUGUGGUGCUGAUAGAAGAGAAUAUUUCUAGCUCGGAGUUGACCUGUGGGGGCCUUAUGGGAGGCCUGACACCAGAGGUCAGAAACCCAGGACCAGAACAUUCCUGCUGUCAACUUUCAAGGCCACUUUUAUUGCCAAUAGAAAACUGGCAUCAGAUAUGGCAUUUGCACCUCCCAAAAACCUGAAUAGUGCCAAGAUGCAAACAAAGAUGAGCACCUGGACACCACUGAAUCAUCAGCUCAUGAAUGAUAAGGUAUUUGAAGAAAGAAGAAACUUGUUGAGGAAAUGGUUUGACAAGUGGACUGACAGUCAAAGGCGAAGAGUCCUGACAGACUUCUUGGAGCACUGCUCCCUUUCACAACUGAAAUUCUGUUUCAAACUGCUGCAGGAUCAAGUGCCAAUUGAAGCGUUGGAUUUCUCCACCCAGCUUCCCCGAGUGUUAACUUUGUACAUCUUUUCUUUCCUGGAUCCCCGGAGUCUCUCCCGAUGUGCCCAGGUAAAUUGGCACUGGAACUACUUAACCCAGCUUGAUCAACUCUGGAUGCCAAAAUGUCUGCGGUUUGGAUGGCAUAUCAGCUUCUCUCCAACUCCAUUUGAGCAAGGAAUCUGGAAGAAACACUAUAUUAAGAAGGUAGAAGAAUUUCGAGUCACCAGACCUAAGACCCCACCCAAAAAUGGUUUUGUGGUGGCUGAUGUUCAGCCAAUAACAAAAGAUGUCCCAGAAAUAAAGCAGUCUUUGUUGUCAGUCCUCGAAUCAGCAUCUCUGUUAAGAAGGAAGAUAAACAAAGAGAAGAGAGAGCUCCCGCCUUGGCGUUCAUCAGAUAAGCAUCCAACAGAUAUCAUCCGUUUCAACUAUUUGGAUAACUUUGAUCCCAUUGAGCAGGCAAGGCAGGCGAGAAGAAAAGGAGGAGGUCUUACCCCAGACCUCAGUCAGUCAGCCUUUCAGAAAAAGAGGAAACCAGGCAGUGGAACAUACAAACUCAGAAAAGCAAAAUCUCUGCAUCCUAAUACUGAAUUAUCAAGAACCCAGGACUGUGGGAAUCAGAUGUCCCUCUCAGCCGAACUUGACUCACAGGCAGAAGUGGCAGUUCGCCCAAGCUGGGCUCUGCAUCAGCCAAACAGCUAUCCUCUGACUAAAUCAACAGCUAAAAUGUUUGCUCAGAGUGCUCAGUGGAAUGCUGAAAUACGUCCUGCGCCUGCUCGAAGGCCAAUCCCAAAACUGAGUGAGAAAGGAAAGAAAGCCUUUACCCGAACUAGCAGAAGCUCACCAACAUCACCACUGUUUGAAAGUCAGCCCUGGGAAGUUCCAUCAUCCAGCUAUGUAUCUGAUGCAGAGGAAGAAGCUGAAGAAAAGAGAACCUCAGCAUCACUACUGACUUAGUCUCCAAAAAGAAAAUGUCAAGCAAAAUGUCUCUUUCUCAAAGUUGGUGUUUGGACAAAGAUUAAGAAUCAAGUAGAUAGUUGACAGAUUUAUCAUGACUCCAUUUCCACAGUGAAUCAACUAACGGAUAUCUUGGUUUUAAAAAAUUGUGAAGCCAGGAACUUGUCAUGUGUCCUUGGAUUAUUUCCCAGCCUUAAUUUCUCAGCUGUGGAAUGCAAAUUGUCUUAAUGUAUUUCAUAGGAACAUUAUGAGGGUGAAUGUUAUGGGAUUACAAAAGCUCAAUUCUGCAUAGAUUUAUUUGUGUACUCAGUGAAAUUUACAGAUAAUUAGGUAAAUAAUUGCAGACGAAGGCACUUAGAAACUAAAACAAUGCAUCUGAAUGUAGAAUUAAACAAGUUGAAAAAUGGGGGAAUAUUAAAAAUUGGUGUAUAUGGUUGAAUCAUACUAAGUAAUAAUAGCUAAAUAACUAUCAUGACCUGGGCCAAAUGUAAUUUUCACAUCCAUUUCGACAUCUUUUCUUUCUGUCUAUCAUGAACAAAUGCUUAUAUGAGAUGAGUAUUUAAUGUAUAUAAGGAGAAAGGCAUGAUGUAUAUUAAAUAAAUAAUUAUCACCUUUUCAAGUCUGCCAUUAUGAACAUGAGGUUGAAAACUCCUUGGAAGGAGACAUAUCUUGCUUUGUUGAUGCUGUUUUAAAAGCCAUUCUGUAAUAUGACAAUGUUCACAGAGCACUGGAACAUACUAGUUAACUUGGACGUAAAUUGGGGACGGUCAAAUAUAAGACCAGGAAUAUAAUGUACCAAUUCACCAAUGAUGGUUAUGAUGAUGAUUGUUUAAUGUAAUUUAGCAUGUAGUACCUAUCAGCAUCUGUUCUAUAACCAAGCUACAAAAACAUUACUUGAUUUUUUUUUUUAAAAAAAACCACAAUAUGUAAUGGGAAGAAGGCAUUAGCUUGUCACAUUUUUUAAAAAACAAAAAACUAUACCCAAAUAGACUGACCCAGACUCAAAAGAGCCACGAAAGCCCUGGACCCUGGACAGAUAAUUUUUUUCUUUGUAUUCUCCCUAGAAGGGUUGGGAGAUGUUUUAUUUGGGGGGGGGGGAGAAACAAAAUAUAAAAGUGAAAUGUGAAAUAUAUGUGUCUAUAUGUGAGGGUCAGAUCUGCUAUCAUACUGCUUCAGCCUUGCUUCCUUUUGAUGGCAGCCUGCCAUAAAAUGUAGUGGGUGGGAGGCGAAAGGAGGAUACUGGGAGGGGGAAUGACAGGAACCAGAAAUGCCAACCAGAGACAACGGUUGAAUGAUCCAAGGACACUGGCAUGGGAACGGUUGAAUGAUCCAAGGACACCGGCAUGGUAACGGAGUGCAAAUGCUGAUCAAAGAGGCACCAAAUGUAGAACUGUUAUCCGAACAACCAAUUUGAACUUCAUUGGACAAUAGCAAGAUGACCAAGGGGAGGGCCCGGGGAAAGGGAAAAACAGCUUUGUGUGGGAAUCUUCAGAUUUGGCUUUUCUUAUAUUGUAAUCACUUGGCUUUAGUAAAAGUAUACCUUUCGCAACAAAUGGAGUC
Molecule: messenger RNA, 3194 nt
Organism: Crotalus tigris (Tiger rattlesnake)
Lineage: Eukaryota; Metazoa; Chordata; Lepidosauria; Squamata; Viperidae
Gene: FBXO16
Product: F-box protein 16
Exons: 11
Coding region: 411-1634 (407 amino acids)
Molecular function (GO): protein binding
Source: RefSeq, a predicted model, not a curated record